Molecule: messenger RNA, 1101 nt
Organism: Zalophus californianus (California sea lion)
Lineage: Eukaryota; Metazoa; Chordata; Mammalia; Carnivora; Otariidae
Gene: MMP7
Product: matrix metallopeptidase 7
Exons: 6
Coding region: 53-859 (268 amino acids)
Biological process (GO): extracellular matrix organization; proteolysis; collagen catabolic process
Cellular component (GO): extracellular matrix
Molecular function (GO): metalloendopeptidase activity; zinc ion binding
Source: RefSeq, a predicted model, not a curated record
GGCUCCGCAGACCGGCCAUCGGCCCGGGAAGACCCACCCGGGGACAGCAGCGAUGGGGCUGGCCACCGUGCUCUGCGCCCUGUGCCUACUGCCCCGCAGGCUGGCCUGGCCUCUCCCCCGGGAGGCUGGUGGCGUGAGUGAGCCACAGUGGAGACACGCUCAGGACUAUCUCAAGAGGUUUUAUCCACCUGACUCAGAAUCGAGGGAGGCCGACAGCUUCGAAGCCAGACUCAAGCUGAUGCAGAGGUUCUUCCGUCUGCCGGUGACCGGAGUCCUGAACUCCCGCGUCAUAGAAAUAAUGCAGAAGCCCAGAUGUGGGGUCCCAGACAUCGCAGAGUACUCACUCUUCCCAACCCAGCCAAAGUGGAUUUCCAGAGUGGUCACCUACAGGGUUGUAUCGUACACGCCAGACCUGCCGCGUGUCAUUGUGAAUCAACUAGUGGCAAAGGCCCUGAGGAUGUGGAGCCGAGAGAUCCCGCUUUCCUUCAGGAGACUUUUAGUGGGGACGGCGGAUAUAAUGAUCGGCUUUGCAAGAGGAGCUCACGGGGACUACUACCCAUUUGACGGACCAGGAAACACCCUGGCCCACGCCUUUGCCCCUGGGCCGGGCCUUGGAGGAGACGCUCACUUUGAUGAGGACGAGCACUGGACGGACGGUAGCAGGAUAGGAGUUAACUUCCUCAUCACUGCGACCCAUGAACUUGGUCAUUCUUUGGGCCUGGGUCACUCGUCUGAUCCCAAUGCCGUGAUGUAUCCAACCUACAGAGUCACAGACUCCAAGAACUUCAAACUUUCACCAGACGAUAUCGAAGGAAUCCAGAAGUUGUACGGAGAGAAAAGUAAUUCAAGAAAGAAUUAGGAGCGUGGGGAAGAACACACAUUCAUUCAGUGGAUUCUGUGGGGUUGCUCCCCAGCCAGAGUUAAUGCUCACAGUCCCUGAGCUCCAUUUAGCACCUUGUCCGUCCUUCCUUGCAUCUCGGCUGGUUUUCACCUGUCUCGCUCUCCCGGGGAAAGCAGGAGUGUCUCCUGCUUUCCUCAAGCAGCUUGCACUGGGUAAAUGGCAAUAAAUGUUAAAUACACAGAUAAAUAAAGUUUUUACUC